ACGCCGCGUUUCUGUCGCGGCGUCUCUGCACCCGUCUUCGUGACAGAAGGUGCCCAACCGGGUGACUGCCCUUCUUCUCCCGGCCCUCCUCGGCCCGGAGGAGCAGCAGGCUCGGGCCCUCCCACGCCAGCCCUCCCUCCGUCAGCCCCCGGCCCCGGCCCAGAGAGGACGGGGUCCGCCCGGCCCGGGGCGGGCGGCGAGGCCCGGGGCCGGGGGCCGCUCCUCCGCGUCGCGCGUCGGCCCCUCGCGUCGGGCGAUGGGCGGCCUGUGAGGCCGUCCAGCAGGGCGGGGAGGAGGAGCGGCCACCCGCCUGGCCGCGAGCCCCGGCGCGGCCUCCCCUGCUUCCGCGCCGAGCAGCCGCCGCUCGGGGGUCCGCGCGCGCCGCCGCCUCAGGGCCCAGCCCGCCCCGUGCCGCGGCGGCGGCGGGCAGCCGGGCCGCCUCCGUCUGGACUCGGUGCGGGCCGCCGCGCCGCCCCCAUGACCGCGCGCCCCCGCCGCUCCAGCCCGCCCGGCAGCCGCUUGCCGCACGAUGGCUGCGGGCCGUGAGGCGCCAGCCCCCGUGCCUCCGCCCCGCCGCCGCCCCCGACCAGCGCGCCUCGAGAGCCGCAGCGGCCGCCGCAACCGGGCCCGCGGCCCCGCCUCCCGCUCGGGCCGCCGAGUCAGUGCUGAGUGAGGGGCCGUCGGCCCGCAGCCUCGCCGACCCGGGCCGGCCCACUUCUUCUGCGAAUUCGAGCCGCCCGCCUCGCUCCCGCUCCCGCUCCCACCAUGUCUGGCGGCGCCGCCGACCAGCAGAGCAGCGCGCCGGGCUCCCUGUUCCUCUCGCCGCCGGCGCCUCCCCCCAAGAAUGGCUCCAGUUCGGACUCCUCGGUGGGAGAGAAACUGGGCGCCGCGGCGGCCGACGCCGGAGCCGGCAGGACGGAGGAGUACCGGCGUCGCCGCCACACCAUGGACAAGGACAGCCGGGGGGCGGCCGCGACCACCACCACCGAGCACCGCUUCUUCCGCCGCAGCGUUAUCUGCGACUCCAACGCCACGGCGCUGGAGCUGCCCGGCCUCCCGCUCCCGCUGCCCCAGACGAGCGCGGCCGCGGUGGUCCCGCAACGGAGCCCCCCGGAGCCCCAGCGCGAGGAGACCCUGACCCCCGCUGCCGCCCAUGUGGCCCAGCAGCCGCCCGCCGCCGCCGCCGCCCCCGGGGAGCCGGUCGCCGCGGGCCCAGCCGCCGCCUCGGCCCCGGGCAGCGCCGGCAGAGACCGCCAGGUUGCCCAGCCCGGCCACGCGGGGAGCAAAGAGGAGCCCCCGUCGUCGAGAAGUGGCAGCGGCGGCGGCAGCGCCAAGGAACCCCAGGAGGAACGGAGCCAGCAGCAGGAUGACAUCGAAGAGCUGGAGACCAAGGCCGUGGGAAUGUCCAAUGAUGGCCGCUUUCUCAAGUUUGACAUCGAGAUCGGCAGGGGCUCCUUUAAGACGGUCUACAAAGGUCUGGACACCGAAACCACCGUGGAGGUCGCCUGGUGUGAACUGCAGGAUCGAAAGUUAACAAAGUCUGAGAGGCAGAGAUUUAAAGAAGAGGCUGAAAUGUUAAAGGGUCUUCAGCAUCCCAAUAUUGUCCGAUUCUAUGAUUCCUGGGAAUCCACAGUAAAGGGAAAGAAGUGCAUCGUUUUGGUGACUGAACUUAUGACAUCUGGAACACUUAAAACGUACCUGAAAAGGUUUAAGGUGAUGAAGAUCAAAGUUCUGAGAAGCUGGUGCCGUCAGAUUCUUAAAGGACUUCAGUUUCUUCAUACUCGAACUCCACCUAUUAUUCACCGGGAUCUUAAGUGUGACAACAUCUUUAUCACUGGCCCUACAGGCUCAGUCAAGAUUGGAGACCUAGGUCUGGCAACCCUGAAGCGGGCUUCUUUUGCCAAGAGUGUGAUAGGUACCCCAGAGUUCAUGGCCCCUGAGAUGUAUGAAGAGAAAUAUGAUGAAUCCGUUGACGUUUAUGCUUUUGGGAUGUGCAUGCUUGAGAUGGCCACAUCUGAAUACCCUUACUCCGAGUGCCAAAAUGCUGCACAGAUCUACCGUCGAGUGACCAGUGGGGUGAAGCCAGCCAGUUUUGACAAAGUAGCAAUUCCUGAAGUGAAGGAAAUUAUUGAAGGAUGCAUACGGCAAAACAAAGAUGAAAGAUACUCUAUCAAAGACCUUUUGAACCAUGCCUUCUUCCAGGAGGAAACAGGGGUACGGGUAGAAUUAGCAGAAGAAGAUGAUGGCGAAAAGAUAGCCAUUAAAUUAUGGCUACGUAUUGAAGAUAUUAAGAAAUUAAAGGGGAAAUACAAAGACAAUGAAGCUAUUGAGUUUUCCUUUGACUUGGAGAGAGAUGUGCCAGAAGAGGUUGCUCAAGAAAUGGUAGACUCUGGGUAUGUCUGUGAAGGUGAUCACAAGACCAUGGCAAAAGCCAUCAAAGAUAGAGUGUCAUUAAUUAAGAGAAAGCGAGAACAGCGUCAGUUGGUGCGGGAGGAGCAAGAAAAAAGAAAGCAGGAAGAGAGCAGCCUCAAACAGCAGGGGGAGCAGCAGUCCAGUGCUUCCCAGGCAGGAGCCCAGCAGCCCCCUUCGACGUGCACUGGUGGACCUGCGGCCUCUACCACUUCAGCUUCUGUUUCCACACAAGUAGAGCCCGAGGAGCCCGAGGCAGAUCAGCACCAACAGCUGCAGCACCAGCCACCUGGUGUGUCUGUGUUGUCUGACGGGACGGUUGACAGUGGUCAGGGAUCUUCUGUCUUCACAGAGUCUCGAGUGAGCAGCCAACAGACAGUUUCGUAUGGUUCCCAGCAUGAGCAGGCACAUUCCACUGGCACCCUCCCAGGGCACACAGCGUCUGUUGUCCAAGCACAGGCUCAGCCCCAUGGGGUAUAUCCACCCUCAAGUAUGCCUCAGUCCAUGGCGCAUCCGUGUGGGGGGACCCCAACAUACCCAGAAUCACAGAUAUUUUUCCCAACUAUUCAUGAACGUCCAGUUUCUUUUUCACCACCUCCCACCUGUCCACCGAAGGUGGCCAUUUCCCAGCGGCGUAAGAGCACCUCCUUCCUGGAAGCCCAAACUCACCACUUCCAACCCCUGCUGAGGACUGUUGGCCAAAAUCUUCUUCCACCUGGUGGCAGCCCAACUAACUGGACACCAGAGGCUGUAGUUAUGUUGGGUACUGCAGCCAGUAGAGUCACUGGAGAGCCAUGUGAGAUACAGGUCCAACCUAUGUUUGAACCAACUCAAGUUUACAGUGACUAUAGACCUGGACUAGUACUUCCGGAAGAAGCUCACUACUUUAUUCCUCAGGAAGCAGUGUAUCUAGCUGGGGUACAAUACCAGGCCCAGGUGGCAGAACAGUUUGAGGGCAUUCCAUACAACUCACCAGACCUGUCAAGUCCUAUGAGACAGACACCUGAACAGAAGCCAGGGCAAGGGGGCCCUACCUCAAGUUCUGUCUUUGAAUUUCCAUCCGGACAGGCUUUCGUGGUAGGACACCUCCAGAAUUUAAGAUUAGAUUCUGGACUGAGCCCAGGAUCUCCCCUCUCUAGCAUUUCUGCACCUAUCAGUACAGAUGCUACAGGCUUGAAAUUUCACCCUGUCUUUUUUCCUCAUUCUGCACCUGCUGUGUUAACUCAUAACAAUGAGAGCAGAAGCAAUUGUGUAUUUGAGUUUCACACUCGUACUCCAUGCUCCUCUUCAGGAGAAGGAGGAGGAGGAGUUCUGCCUCAGCGCAUUUACCGAAAUCGACAGGUUGCUGUGGACUUGAAUCAGGAAGAACCACCUCCUCAAUCCACAGGAUUACACGGCCGCCUGCAGCCUGUGACUGAAGAACAGCCUGAUUUCCAGGCCCCAGAACUGACCGUCUCUGUGGUAGAGCCCACCGGACAGAGCUGGCCCAUAGGAAGCCCAGAAUAUUCCAGUGAUUCCUCACAAAUCACUUCUUCAGACCCCAGUGAUUUUCAAUCACCUCCCCCUACAGGGGGAGCAGCUGCAUCUUUUGGCUCUGACGUCUCAUUACCCUUUAUCCGUCUGCCUCAGACAGUGUUACAAGAAUCCCCACUUUUCUUCUGUUUCCCCCAAGGAGCCACAUCUCCGCAGGUUUUAUCUGCCUCAUUUUCUUCAGGAGGAUCUGCACUCCAUCCACAGGCACAGGGGCAGAGCCAGGGUCAGCAAUCUUCAAGUAGUUUAACAGGGGUUUCAUCCUCCCAACCCAUACAACAUUCUCAGCAGCAGCAAGGAGUGCAGCAGACAACCCCCUCUCAGCAGACAGCGCAGUAUUCACUUCCCCAGAUGUCAGCCUCCAGUGAGGCCAUGACUGCACAGCCCACAAGUCAGCCUCAACCUCCACAGUCCUUUUCGCAUGUGUCAGCAGGAAAACAGCUUCCAGUUUCCCAGCCAGUACCAACUAUCCAAGGCGAACCUCAGAUCCCAGUUGCGACACAGCCCUCAGUCGUUCCAGUCCAUUCUGGUGCUCACUUCCUCCCUGUGGGACAGCCACUCCCGCCUUCCUCACUCCCCCAGUACUCUGUUUCUCAGAUCCCCUCAGCUCCUCAGCCAGCUUUCUCCCCGCUUCCUGUCACCAUGGCAGCUGGCAUUAAUCAGCCUCUGCUUACCUUGGCUUCCUCUGCUCCAGCAGCUGCAGUCCCAGGGGGACCCGCCGUGGUCCCUAGUCAGCUUCCCACCCUCCUGCAGCCUGUGACUCAGCUGCCAAGUCAGGCUCACCCGCAGCUCCUGCAGCCAGCAGUUCAGUCCAUGGGGAUAGCCGCUAACCUCGGGCAGACUGCUGAGGCUCCACUCCCCUCUGGAGAUGUUCUCUACCAGGGCUUCCCACCUCGACUGCCACCACAGUACCCAGGAGACUCAAAUCUUGCUCCCUCUUCCAGCGUGGCUUCUGUGUGCAUUCCUUCUACAGUCCUGUCCCCUCCCAUGCCGGCAGAAGCACUGGCUGCACCAGGUUACUUUCCUACAGUGGUGCAGCCUUAUGUGGAAUCAAGCCUUUUGGUUCCUGUGGGCAGUAUAGGAGGACAGGUUCAAGUGUCCCAGCCAGCAGUGAGUUUAGCACAAGCCCCCACUACAUCCUCCCAGCAAGCAGCUCUGGAGAGCACUCAGGGCGUCUCUCAGGUGGCUCCUCCAGAGCCAGUUCCAGUGGCUCAGCCACAGCCUACCCAGCCUGCUACAUUGGUCUCUUCUGUAGACAGUGCACAUUCAGAUGUUGCUUCAGGUAUGAGUGACGGCAAUGAGAAUGUCCCAUCAUCCAGUGGAAGGCAUGAAGGGAGAACUACCAAACGGCAUUAUCGCAAAUCUGUAAGAAGUCGCUCUCGUCAUGAAAAGACUUCACGCCCAAAAUUGAGAAUUUUGAAUGUUUCAAAUAAAGGAGACCGGGUAGUAGAAUGUCAAUUAGAGACUCACAAUCGGAAAAUGGUUACAUUCAAAUUUGAUUUAGAUGGUGACAACCCUGAGGAGAUAGCAACAAUUAUGGUGAACAAUGACUUUAUUCUGGCAAUGGAGAGAGAGGCAUUUGUGGAACAAGUGCGGGAUAUUAUUGAAAAAGCUGAUGAAAUGCUCAGUGAGGACGUCAGUGUGGAGCCAGAGGGUGACCAGGGAUUGGAGAGUCUCCAGGGAAAGGAUGACUAUGGCUUUGCAGGCUCUCAAAAAUUGGAAGAGUUCAAACAACCAAUUCCUGCAUCUUCCAUGCCACAGCAAAUAGGCCUUCCUACCAGUUCUUUAACUCAAGUUGUUCAUUCUGCCGGAAGACGGUUUAUAGUAAGUCCUGUGCCAGAAAGUCGAUUACGAGAAUCAAAAAUUUUCAGUGAAGUAUCAGAUACAGUUGCUGCUUCUACAUCUGCUGGUGCUGGAAUGAGCUUGUCUUACUCUGCUUCAUCCCUUAGUCUACAGCAGGCCUUUUCUGAACUUAGACAUACGCAAAUGGCAGAAGGGCCGAGCACAGCACCUGCCAACUUCCGUCCGACGGGGCCAGCGUUCCCAGCAGUGCCCCCUUCCGUGAUCAGCCCUGCUGGAGCUCCAGCCACAGCGGCAGCCGUACCCUCAGCGUCAGCCCCUGCCACGGGCUGCCCUCUUAGUGACGCUUCCGCAUCAGCCGUUCAGUCUGAGGUUGCAGUGCCCACUGAAAAGGGGAUUGCUGGAGUUGCCACCUGCACAGGUGUAAUACCCUCCAGUGGUCUCCCUGUACCACCUGCAUCUGAAUCCCCGAUACUUUCCAGUGUGGUGUCAAGCAUCACAGUGCCUGCAGUCAUCUCAGUAUCAGCGACAUCCCAGUCAGUUCAGGCUCCCACACCUGGGAGCGUCGUUUCCGGUACAGGCACAUUCCCCUCUGUACCAGUCUCAGUGACGGCAGCCUCUGCAGUGAGCAGUGCUGCUGCCCCAGGCGCUAAGCCUUCACCUGUAUCGUCGCAGCAGGUGGCAGGCAGCAUGGCUGGGACAGCCACGCUAACAUCCGUGUCGGCAACCGCUCCAGUCCCGAGUCUAGCUGCACAGCCGUCCCUUCCACCCAGCAGCAGCACCUCUGCUCUUACUCGAGCUGAGACUGUAGUGGUUAGUGCGCACGCACUGGAUAAGAUAUCUCAUAGCAGCAUGACCGGAUUGGCUUUGUCCCUCCCCGCGUCAUCUUCCUCUCCCUCCUCCCUGGGGGCAGGGGUAUCUAGUGCUGUUUCUCAGCCUGGUAUGGCUCAUCCUUUGGUCAUCCCAUCAGCUGUGGCUUCUACUCCUGCCCUUUCCCAGGCAGGACCUACUUCCACACCUUUACUACCCCAAGCUAGUAUCCCACCUUUGGUACAACCUGUUGCCAAUGUGCCUGCUGUACAGCAGACACUAAUUCAUAGUCAACCUCAACCAGCUUUGCUUCCCAACCAGCCCCAUACUCACUGUCCUGAAAUAGAUGCUGAUACUCAACCCAAAGCUCCUGGGAUUGAUGACAUAAAGACUUUAGAGGAAAAACUGCGGUCUCUCUUUAGUGAGCACAGCUCAUCUGGAGCUCAGCAUGCUUCUGUCUCGCUGGACACGUCACUCGUCAUGGAGACCACUGUCACACCAGGCCUCCCAACCACUGCCGUUGCACCAAGCAAACUCAUGACUUCCACUACGAGUACUUGCUUACCACCAACCAGUUUGCCCUUAGGAACAACUGGUUCGUCAGUUAUACCAGCGGUCACUCCUGGGCAAGUUUCCACCCCAGUCAGCGCUGUACCAGGAGUGAAACCUGGAACUGCUGCACCAAAGCCACCUUUAACUAAGCCUCCAGUGUUGCCAGUGGGUACUGAACUUCCAGCUGGUACUCCACCCAGCGAGCAGCUGCCACCUUUUCCAGGACCUUCACUAACGCAGCCCCAGCAGCCCCUGGGAGAUCUGGAUGCUCAGCUGAGAAGAACGCUCAGUCCAGAGACCGUUGUGCUGACGUCUGCAGUUGGUCCCGUGUCCGUGGUGGCUCCAACAGCAGUUGUGGAAGCAGGAGCCCAGCUUCAGAAGGAUGUGUCUCAAGUCACAGAAGGUCCUAUCCUAGCACCCACUUCAGGGACUGGUGUUUUUAAGAUGGGGCGAUUUCAGGUUUCAGUUGCAAUGGAUGAUCCCCAGAAAGAGGGUAAAAAUAAGUCAGAAGAUGUAAAGUCUGUUCAUUUUGAAUCCAGUACUUCAGAGUCCUCAGUGCUGUCAAGCAGUAGUCCAGAGAGUACCCUGGUGAGGCCAGAGCCCAAUGGGAUAGCCGUCCGUGGCGUCUCUUCAGAUAUGCCAGAUAGUAGCGCACGUAAAACUCCUGAAACUGGGCAGCCAACCAAGGUUGGACGUUUUCAGGUGACAACUACAGCAAGCAAAGUCGGUCGUUUCUCCGUUUCAAGAACCGAAGACGAGAUUACUGAGGCAAAGAAGGAGGGACCAGUGGUAUCUCCUCCUUUUCUGGAUUUGGGACAUGACGUUCUUCCUGCUGUGAUACCAAAGAAAGAGAAGCCCGAACUGUCAGAGGCUUCACAUCUGAACGGGCCGUCCUCUGACCUGGAGGCUGCCUUCCUCGCUCGGGAUGUGGACGAUGGCUCAGGGAGUCCGCACUCCCCGCAGCUGAGCUCAAAGAGCCUCCCUGUCCAGGGCCUGAGUCAUUCCUUCAACUCCUCUUACAUGAGCAGCGACAAUGAAUCAGAUAUUGAAGAUGAGGACUUGAAGUUAGAGCUGCGGCGGCUACGAGAAAAACAUCUUAAAGAGAUUCAAGACCUGCAGAGUCGCCAGAAGCAUGAAAUUGAAUCUUUGUAUACCAAACUGGGCAAGGUUCCUCCUGCUGUCAUCAUUCCCCCAGCGGCCCCCCUUGCAGGGAGAAGAAGGCGACCCACCAAAAGCAAAGGCAGCAAGUCUAGUCGCAGCAGUUCCUUGGGGAAUAAAAGCCCUGGACCAGGUAACCUGUCUGGCCAGAGUGCAGCUUCAGUCUUGCACCCGCAGCAGACCCUCCCCGCUCCUGGCAACAUCCCAGAGACGGGGCAGAAUCAGCUGUUACAGCCCCUUAAGCCAUCUCCCUCCAGUGACAACCUGUAUUCAGCCUUCACCAGUGAUGGUGCCAUUUCAGUACCAAGCCUUUCUGCUCCAGGUCAAGGGACCAGCAGCACAAACACCGUUGGGGGAACAGUGAACAGUCAGGCCGCCCAGGCUCAGCCUCCUGCCAUGACGUCCAGCAGGAAGGGCACGUUCACAGAUGACCUGCACAAGUUGGUGGACAACUGGGCCCGAGACGCCAUGAAUCUCUCAGGCAGGAGAGGAAGCAAAGGACACAUGAGUUACGAGGGCCCUGGCAUGGCGAGGAAGUUCUCUGCACCUGGUCAGCUGUGCGUGUCCAUGACCUCAACCCUGGGUGGCUCUGCCCCCAUCUCUGCAGCAUCAGCUACCUCUCUAGGCCACUUCCCCAAGCCCAUGUGCCCCCCGCAGCAGUACGGUUUCCCAACCCCCCCCUUUGGCACGCAGUGGAGCGGCACGGGCGGCCCAGCAACACAGCCACUUAGCCAGUUCCAACCUGUGGGAACUGCCUCCUUACAGAACUUCAACAUCAGCAACUUGCAGAAGUCCAUCAGCAACCCUCCAGGUUCCAACCUGAGGACCACUUAGACCUAGAGGCGUUGACGGAGUAGAUUGGGGGCAGGAGGUGGAGUGGUGAGGGGCAGGUGGAAGGGGGAUGGGAAAGGAGCCUACCUACUAACUACUAGCGCUGCAUUUAACUGGUUAUUUCUUGCCAGACAGGAAUGUGUUUAAUACCGCUUAGAGCCCUCAGAGUGGAGAAUCUCCCUGUGCUUUCACCGUUUAUUGGAGUGGGAUGAGAAGGAAAGAAAGAGCAGGUUUCUUGUGUAUGCUUUGUUAUCUCUCCCCAGCAGUGAGCGCUCGGAAAGAGAAUCGUGUUGAUCAGAAAGCUUCUAGAGAGCUCAGUGGAAAAGCAAAGCCCAUCUGUGUUCUCAAGUAGUGGGGCUCUUAAUCUUGGUACCCACCGCAAGUCCCUUAUCCCCUCAAGAACAUAAACCGCAAGACAAAAAACUAAACUAUUGGGCUCUCUCCUACCCUGUCCCCACCCCAGCCAGUCUUUAGAACCCAGUGAAAACAGCAGGGGACGGAGGUUCCAACCCUCUCUUACGAUAGGUCAUUAGUGCUUUAAGCAGAUGCAGCUUUGACUGCAGCAUUAGCCAUUAGGAAAACAAAAGUAAGUUCCCUGCGGACAUGUAACUUUGCCAUCAGUUUUGAUGUGGAAACACUGUGAUAUAUAAAUGUUGUUGGACAACAGUAGUUUUAAAAGUAAGAUAUGAAAGGUUUAAAAAGUUGAAAAAAGCUAGUUCUGUCCUUUACCUAUUGAGACUUUACUUUCUCCUUUGUAUUUCCAUUGUAUUAGAUAAAUAAAUGUGAAUGUAAAAUUGUAUAAAUUACUGUACUUGAAUACUUCUGUUCUCCCAGUAUUGCUUGCUGGAUGUUUUAGUGCCUUGGACUUCUAUUGCUUCUGCCGUUAACAUCAACUUCUCAUCAGACCCCAGUCAGCAGAAGGGCGUAUGGAAGGAGACCUUGGGUCCAUGUGACCCAGCAGUGGAUUAUGCAAUAAGGAAAUUGAAGGAGUAUUUUUUUUCAAGUCAUUCAACAAUUUUGUCUAGAGCAGGUGUAAGAUGAGCAGGUGAGAAGUUGACAGUAGUGGUUAAAAGCAGAAAACUCUGUUUCAGGACAGGUGAGGAGGGGUGUUGUCACAAAAUCGGGCAAUUUACAAGAUUGAGCGUGGUAUGCGAUAAGUGAUGAAAGAAAAAGAAAGACUACGGGAUGGGAGAACAGACUUGUUUUGAAGAUAGGUGAUGCUUGGCCAGUGGCUGCCAUAAGCCUUACUUACCUGAGCUGGGCUUGAGCAGAGGAGACCUGGAAGAAAUGGCUGAAUAUAAAGGGAAGGGCACGGGGUGGGGUUGUGGGGGGGGGGGGCGCUAGUUUUUAAGCUAGGAAAUGUGAUAGUGAAAUGUCACAGAUGGAGAAAGUUGUUCUAAGAAAAAUCAUUUGGAUUGCUUCCCUCUUGGUGCAAAUGUCCCGUGUAUUUCUCAGCUUGGGGUACUGUAGUUUGUGGAAAGUGGACCCACAUCUGAAUUAAGCAUUGUAGGAAAGAAUGCUUAUUCCUACCCGCUUCCUAUAUAAUGUCCAAAUGGUUGCAGGAUCAUAAUCUCUUGCAUCACCUUAUUUCUAGAAUUAACAGCUGAUAUUCUCACGUUCUCUGUAAACAGAUAUUCCCCUGAAGUAAUAACUGCAACCAACCAGUAUUAUUUAGUGCUGUGCCUAGUUAUAAUGGGCACUUCUGUUACUUUCAGAACUUUCAGGAAAUACUCUCCUCAUUGCCUGAGUUUGGGAUCUCUGUUCUCCCAGAAGGUGGGGAAAGCAGCCAGGACUCUUAAUUUUGGGGUGCUUCUUGUCUUGACUCUUGAGCUGGGAAACUGACCUAUUCCAACCUCUUACCCACCUCAGUGGCACAUCCCAGGAAUCCCCAUGACAGGAAGAGCCUGGAUGGCUGUCCUGUCCUCCGGUGGUCAUUUUCUUUAAGUUAGCCGAGACCCCAAAGAUGCAAAUGAGAGCUGAAGGUUGUAGGAAGGUAGAAAUGAAAAGGGCAGGCGUUCCAAGCUUUGCUUCGAAACUGUUUACUUACUUUUUCUCUGCUUAUAAUCCUCGGGAGAUGACAAGAGUAAGGACGGAACAAGAAGCGCCAAGGAAGUGGGGAAUGGACCCCGGGCAAGGAGGCAGGGCUUUGCAGCAGAGGAAGGAGGAGCUAGAGUGCAGCACGUGACUAUUUUGUUUCUUGGGUUUAAUCAUUUUGAGAUCUCUUCACUCACAGGUGGAAAGUAAGAACUGCUUUUAUUUACUGUUUUUUUCCCCUCCUGUGGAUGAAAUAACUGAAGCCUAGAGGAAUGAACCUAGUGCUACUGAACUGUUUAAAUUAUUUUUGUGUUAAUAGUACACUUUGAGUAUCUUUUUCCACAUUAAAAAAAUUCUUUCUGAA
Messenger RNA from Orcinus orca (killer whale), 11488 nucleotides. It is a transcript of the gene WNK1, whose product is annotated as WNK lysine deficient protein kinase 1. Gene Ontology annotation, cellular component: cytoplasm; cytosol. Gene Ontology annotation, biological process: negative regulation of sodium ion transport; positive regulation of potassium ion import across plasma membrane; intracellular signal transduction. Gene Ontology annotation, molecular function: ATP binding; chloride channel inhibitor activity; protein serine/threonine kinase activity. Lineage: Eukaryota; Metazoa; Chordata; Mammalia; Artiodactyla; Delphinidae. The coding region runs from base 766 to 9093 and encodes 2775 amino acids. The record is from RefSeq and is a predicted model, not a curated record. The transcript has 29 exons.